Cydia amplana is the source of this 2459-nucleotide messenger RNA. RefSeq names its product U4/U6.U5 tri-snRNP-associated protein 1. Lineage: Eukaryota; Metazoa; Arthropoda; Insecta; Lepidoptera; Tortricidae. Gene Ontology annotation, biological process: mRNA cis splicing, via spliceosome; maturation of 5S rRNA. The record is from RefSeq and is a predicted model, not a curated record. The transcript is spliced from 16 exons. Gene Ontology annotation, cellular component: U4/U6 x U5 tri-snRNP complex. The coding region runs from base 102 to 2390 and encodes 762 amino acids.
ACGUGUUGUGUUUGAACUGUUUGAAGUUGUUUAAAGUGUUUAAUUCAGUGAUAUUAUCAGAAAACGUACAUACAUUUUGUAUUUAAAUCAAUCACCUCAAAAUGGGUUCCAAAAAACAUAAGAAGGAGUCAAAAAAGAAGAAGCACAGGAGUCGGUCGCGGUCUCCUUUGGAAGGCGAAGAACGUGAACGGAAAAGGCACAGAAAACACAAGGAUCGCAAAAAGGACCGGUCCCCAGACGUUGAGGAGGUGCCAGUGGAUUCUCAUUUAACGGAGCGGUACGAGCCGGGCUUCGAGUCGUCGCCUAGCAGCAACGGCGAGCGCGAACGUGAGCGAGAACGCAGCUUGCGCAGGGAACGCGUGCGCGAUGAUCCAGUCAGCACGCGUGAAGUCAGUUACCCGCGGGACAGUUACUCGCGCGAAUCGUCACCUCGCGCAGGUGGCAGCACGGUAGAGGGCGCCGGCGCGGGGGAGAGUCUCUCCAUCGAGGACACGAACAGACUGCGAGCCAAGCUCGGGUUAAAGCCUCUAGAGGUUCAGCAGAAACCAGACGAUGACGGCAAGUUCAAAGAUGAUUUGGGGGAGUUCUACCACAAGCCGGCCGCGAACCUCGCGCAGCAGCGACGCACCGAGAAAAUACGCGAGCGGCUGGAGCUGCGCAAAGAAAAGAGACAAAUGGAAAUGAAAUUGCAAACAACUCUGCUGGCAGAAGGCUCCGACGAUGAAGACGCGUCGGCCUGGGUGAACAAGUCUCGCGACAUUCAGAAACAGAAACAGGAGGCUGCUAAGAGGGCGGCCAUGCUGGACGAGAUGGACGCAGUGUUCGGUGUGUCAGCCCUGGUCGAAGAGGAGGAGCGCGCCGACCGGUCCCUAGCCUACAGUGCCGCUGCGCUGACGGGCCUGCGGGUCGCACACGACCUCAACUCUUUGGCAGACGAGCGCGACACGGUGCUGACGCUGGCGGACAAGGACGUGCUGGCCGAGGACGCGGAGGACGUGCUCGUCAACGUCAACAUCGUGGACGACGAGCGCUACAAGAAGAACAUCGAGUCCCGCAAGAAGGCCAAGACCGGCUACCAGGCGUACGACGACGAGGCGGACCUGGAAGCUGCCGCCCUGGGCUAUCAGAAGCCCGUGCUCUCCAAAUACGAUGAGGAAUUGGAUAAGGAAGCAGCGGAGAAGAGUCGCGGAUUCGUUCUCGGCGACCACGCGGGCAUCGAGGCGCAGCGCUUCCGAGACAUGAUGCGGCAAGAACGGCUACGUGGCGGGCCAGACAAGAGGCUGGAGACGCUCAAACUGCCCGAACUCAAGCUCGCGUCCGAUUACCUCAGCGAGGCAGAGUUGAACGCCAAGUUCAAGAAGACCAAGCGCAGGGGUAAGAUACGCAAGAAGGCGAAGGAGGAGCCGAUCGAUGUCGAUGAUUAUGACGCUGCCGCUGUACCUCUCGAAACCGACGACACAGAAGUAAAGGUGGAUCAGCUGAAGAGUUCGCUGGUGAUCGACGAGGAUGAGGUGGAAGUGGACUCCGAGCUGCAAACGGCGUUGGCCCGAGCGCGCCGCCUGCGGCAGGCCGAGCACACGCCCAUCGUGCCCAAGGUGGAGGAAAUCCUGGAAAGAGCGAAAGAGGAGCCCGUAGGCGAUGAGCCGGCCGACGGGGUCAUGGUUCUGGACGCCUGCGCCGAGUUCUGCCGCACGCUCGGCGACAUCCCCACCUACGGCCAGGCCGGCAACCGAGAUCAAACGCAGGAGAUUAUGGACUUCGAGCGGGAGGAGGCGGACCCGGAGCUGGAGGGCGGGGAGGCGGCGGGCGCGUGGAGCCGCGUGGACAUCGCGGAGGAGGCGCCCGCCGACCUGCUGGCGGGCGGCGCCGCGCUGGCGGCCGAGCCCGCGCUGGGCCCCGGCGUGGCGGGCGCGCUGCAGCUCGCGCUCAGCAAGGGCUACCUGGAGCGCGCCGGGGCGCAGCCGCAGCCCCGCUCCGCGCUCGCGCACCUGCUGCAGGCCCGGCACUACUCCAUCGAGGACAAGACGCAAGGCGAGGACGAUAAGCACGGGCGGCGCGAGCGCGGCGGCGGCGGCGGCGGGCCGCUCACCGAGUUCCGCGAGAAGUCCUCGUUCCGGCCGCGCAUCAAGCUGGAGUACGCGGACGACGACGGCCGCCCGCUGGCGCCCAAGGAGGCCUUCCGCUACCUCUCGCACAAGUUCCACGGCAAGGGGCCCGGCAAGAACAAGCAGGAGAAGCGCAUCAAGAAACAGCUGCAGGAGGGGCUGAUGAAGAAGAUGAGCUCAACGGACACGCCGCUAGGCACGCUACAGAUGCUUCAGGAUAAGCAGAAGGAGACGAAAUCAGCUUACGUUGUGCUGUCCGGUGCAAAGCGUGAUCCACCACGCUAACUGUAAUGUACCAGAUAUUGGUAAUAGUGGAUAUUAACCCUCUAAAUAUACUAGGCAUUUAGACUAGGA